UUACUACCAAUCAACGGUCAAAAUCUUUGCCCAUCCUCCCAUCUCGAUCCAAUCUCCAUCGUCGACGCACUCAUGCAUCGACCUACACACCCUACCACUUCUUCCUCUCUCCAGUUCUCUUAGCAGCCUCCUUUCUCUUUGUGAAAUUGACGAAAUUUAGGAGAGCUGCAAUUCUUCAUCCAUAUAACAAUACAGUAAAUCAAGAUGUUUGGGAGGGCACCAAAGAAGAGUGACAACACUAAGUACUACGAGAUCCUCGGGGUGCCUAAAACGGCGUCUCCGGACGAUUUGAAGAAGGCGUACAAGAAAGCUGCGAUCAAGAAUCAUCCUGACAAGGGUGGAGAUCCUGAGAAGUUUAAGGAGCUUGCUCAUGCUUAUGAGGUCUUGAGUGAUCCGGAGAAACGUGAGAUUUAUGACCAGUAUGGUGAAGAUGCACUCAAGGAAGGAAUGGGUGGCGGUGGGGGAAUGCAUGAUCCAUUUGACAUCUUCUCUUCCUUCUUUGGUGGGGGUCCGUUUGGAGGUGGUGGUAGCAGUAGAGGACGAAGGCAGAGAAGGGGAGAGGAUGUUGUACAUCCAUUGAAGGCCUCUCUUGAAGAUCUGUAUGGUGGGACCAUUAAGAAGCUCUCUUUAUCACGAAAUGUUCUUUGCUCAAAGUGUAAUGGAAAGGGAUCAAAAUCUGGAGCUUCAAUGAAGUGCUCAGGUUGUCAAGGAACUGGUAUGAAAGUUACUAUUAGGCAGCUUGGUCCGGGUAUGAUCCAGCAAAUGCAGCAUGCUUGCAAUGAAUGCAAGGGAUCCGGAGAGACUAUUAAUGAUAGAGAUCGAUGCUCACUGUGCAAAGGUGAAAAAGUUGUUCAGGAAAAGAAAGUUUUGGAAGUUCACGUUGAGAAGGGUAUGCAGAACUCACAGAAGAUUACAUUCCCUGGAGAAGCUGAUGAAGCGCCUGACACUGUCACAGGAGACAUAGUUUUCAUCCUCCAGCAGAAAGAGCAUCCUAAAUUCAAGAGAAAGGGUGAUGACCUCUUUGUGGAGCACACACUUUCGCUCACAGAAGCAUUAUGUGGAUUUCAGUUCAUCUUGUCCCACUUGGAUGGCAGGCAACUACUUAUCAAAUCACAACCGGGAGAGGUUGUGAAGCCUGAUUCUUUCAAAGCCAUCAAUGAUGAAGGAAUGCCAAUGUACCAGAGGCCAUUCAUGAGAGGUAAACUUUACAUUCAUUUCACUGUGGACUUUCCGGAUUCUUUAAGUCCAGAUCAGGUGACGGCCCUGGUUGAAGUUCUGCCUCCAAAGCCUCUAUCUCAACUCACAGACAUGGAACUGGACGAAUGUGAGGAGACUACAUUGCACGAUGUUAACAUUGAGGAGGAGAUGCGUAGGAAGCAGACUCAGCACCAGGAGGCAUAUGAUGAGGAUGAUGAUAUGCAUGGCGGAGCCCAGAGGGUACAAUGUGCUCAGCAGUGAUGAGUCUGCUACAAAUAAUUAUGUUAGUAGGGUGUGUUUGAUGUCCGUUCUGUUACUUGAGGAAAUCCCCUAAUUUUAUAAACGAUGAGACAAGUGAUUCUAUUCCUAUGAAAUAUGAUUUAGUUUGGGUACUUCCGGUCUUGUACUUCGUGCCAUAUGGCUUUUUGCUUAAUAUGAUGAUUUAGUUUUUGUA
This is a messenger RNA of Olea europaea var. sylvestris, 1651 nucleotides long. Its product is annotated as dnaJ protein homolog. Bases 205 to 1458 code for a protein of 417 amino acids. Gene Ontology annotation, biological process: protein refolding; response to heat. NCBI's taxonomy places the organism in Eukaryota, Viridiplantae, Streptophyta, Magnoliopsida, Lamiales, Oleaceae. Gene Ontology annotation, molecular function: ATP binding; Hsp70 protein binding. Gene Ontology annotation, cellular component: cytosol; cytoplasm. The record is from RefSeq and is a predicted model, not a curated record. The transcript has 6 exons.